AAUGAUUGUUAGUCGCAGCCUUUAUAGUCAAGAUGUAUCACAAUAAAGACAAGCAAGUUUACUCCUGAUUUAGACAGUGUAUUUAAAGUUAUUCAUGUCAUCUGUGGUCACAGCAAACGUUUGACUUGGCACAGUAGGAAAAGCACAGGUGCAACUAAUAAAAUUAACAAUGACUCUAUCCAAUUAACGCGUGCCAGUGAGCCGACAUGCAGGGCCUUGGCAUCGGCACACCUGACUGGAAUGCAGCCCAUUAUUAAUGUUGUCCUGCAGAAUCUGUUGAUGUGCAUGGUGUGCUUCUACUCUCUCUACUACAUCGUGGUCAGUCUCUGCAUCGCACUACUCAGGGUUCAUGAGAUCAACAGCUUGUUGACUCCAUUUGACUACACAGCACAACCGUCAUGGCAGAACCCCAAAUACCUCGUUGGUGUAAUUUCCACAGAAGUGACCUACGUUUUGGGAGGGCUGGUAUUCGCCUGGAUUGUAGAGGAGUGGGUUUGGGAUUACGCCAUAACUGUCACACUGUUGCAUGUCGCGAUGACUGUAGCAGUGAUGUCAGACUUCCCUUCAGCUGAGCAAUGGUGGCUAGUUCUGGGUUCAGGCCUGGUGAUGAUGAUAUUUGGAGGACAGCUCAUGGCCUAUAAACUCUUCAGAAGCAACUUUGUCUAUCCAGCUGAACUACAGAACUUCUAAUGAACAUAAUGAGGAAAGCUUUUAACUGGCUUACUGGUUAAUCUCAGGUUGGAUACAUCCCAGUGGGUUCACUUUUCAAAGAUUGCGUUGCUAGGUUCAUGUUGCAUCGAUAAGAGCAACUACAGUAUGUCUAUCAAGACUGUAUAUAUUUU
This is a messenger RNA of Etheostoma spectabile (orangethroat darter), 842 nucleotides long. RefSeq names its product transmembrane protein 244 (gene tmem244). Lineage: Eukaryota; Metazoa; Chordata; Actinopteri; Perciformes; Percidae. The coding region runs from base 241 to 690 and encodes 149 amino acids. The record is from RefSeq and is a predicted model, not a curated record. The transcript has 6 exons.